Exophiala spinifera is the source of this 537-nucleotide messenger RNA. RefSeq lists its product as uncharacterized. The transcript has 6 exons. NCBI's taxonomy places the organism in Eukaryota, Fungi, Ascomycota, Eurotiomycetes, Chaetothyriales, Herpotrichiellaceae. Bases 1 to 537 code for a protein of 178 amino acids. The record is from RefSeq and is a predicted model, not a curated record.
AUGUCUGGAUUCCCAUCCCUCAAGCCGGCAAUAACCCUCCGCGUAAAGGUUGGUGAUACGCUGCCUGUUGGUAGCUUUGCCAGAGGAACGCCUUUGGCUGUUGUGGUAAAGAACAUGGUCCUUUUCAAAUUGGACGAGAUACUAAUGAUACUGAAGCCAAUGGUGGAAGGGACAUUGAUAUCAGAGCCAGGUUUUGAGCCUUCUCUGGAUGCGAAGCUGGCCGGUGGCGCGUAUGAUUUUAUUCGCGCUGAUCCAGACGGUGGGCAUAUGCGGUUGGAUGUACGGUCUCAGUUCAAGUUGCUUGUCGCAAUGUAUUAUAAAGGAGUCGCUGCAGUAACUCCUGACGUGCAAAAAGUUCUCUCAGGAGCUGCUGAUGCAAAAACCACCGACUACGGCCAUUCAUUUAUAACUGUGGAAUUUGAGACUGGAUCGGAAAAGUACAAGGCUCUGGAAACCGCUGUUUUUGCUGCGGCAGGGCAUUUUGUUCUAGAAGAUGGAGCAGUUUCGGUAGAAUACAAGCUCAGCCAGGUUGUCUAA